CGGGCCCCGCCGUGCCCUCUCCCCGGCCGGGGUCAUGGAGUCGCAGUGCGACUACUCCAUGUACUUCCCGGCGGUGCCCCUGCCCCCGCGGGCCGAGCUGGCGGGGGACCCGGGCCGCUACCGGGCGCUGCCCCGCCGCAACCACCUCUACCUGGGCGAGACGGUGCGCUUCCUGCUGGUCCUCCGCUGCCGGGGGGCCGGCCGGCCCGGCCCGGGGGCCGCCGCCUGGCCCGACCUGGCCGCCGCCCUGGCCGCCCUGGCCUCGGUCAGCGCCGGGGACCGGGCCCCCGGGCCCGCCGCCCCCGGCCCCUCCGCCGACGCCGGCCCGGGGGACCCCGGCGGGAGCCUCUUCCGCGGCUGCAGCCCCCUCCUCACCCACGGGCCGGGCCCCGCGGCCGCCACGGCCCACCUGCUGCCCGUGGAGGAACCCAUAGUGUCCACCGACGAGGUUAUCUUCCCGCUGACCAUCUCGUUGGACAAGCUGCCCCCCGGGACCCUCAAGGCCAAGAUCGUGGUGACGGUGUGGAGGCGGGAGGCGGAGACGCCGGAGGUUAGAGAUCACGGUUACCUGAGGCUGCUGCAGACCCGCGCUCCGGGGCAGACCUUCCGUGAGGAGCAGAGCGCCUUCAAGGCCCAAGUGAGCACGCUUCUCACCCUCCUCCCCCCGCCGGGACUGAAGUGUCGCCAGAUCAACGUGGCCGGGAAACACCUCACCGUGCUGAAGGUGCUCAACGGCUCCUCCCAGGAGGAGAUCUCCGUCUGGGACGUCCGAAUCCUCCCCAACUUCAACGCCAGCUACCUGCCCGUCAUGCCCGACGGCUCCGUGCUGCUUGUGGACAACGUGUGCCACCAGUCUGGCGAGGUCUCCAUGGGCUCCUUCUGCCGCCUCCCCGGAGCGUCCGGCUGCCUGCCCUGCCCGCUGAGUGCCCUGGAGGAGCACAACUUUCUGUUCCAGCUGCGAGGGGGCGAGCAGCCGCCCCCGGGGGGCAAGGAGGGCCUGGAGGUUCCCCUCGUGGCUGUCGUCCAGUGGUCGACCCCGAAGCUGCCGUUCACGCACAGUAUCUACACCCACUACCGCCUCCCCAGCAUCCGGCUGGACCGUCCCUGCUUCGUGAUGACAGCCGCCUGCGAGUCCCCCGUGCGAGCCCACGAGCGCUUCACCGUCACCUACACCCUCAUCAACAACCUGCAUGACUUCCUGGCCGUGCGGCUCGUCUGGACGCCGGAGCACGCCCAGGCCGGGAAGCAGCUGUCGGAGGAGGAGCGCCGCUCCAUGCAGGCCGCGCUGGACGCCAUCGUCUGCCACACGCCCCUCAACAACCUCGGCUUCUCCCGCAAGGGCAGCGCCCUGACCUUCCGCGUCGGCUUCCAGGCCCUCCGCGCCGGGCUCUUUGAGCUGAGCCAGCACAUGAAGCUGAAGCUGCAGUUCACGGCCAGCGUGUCCCACCCGCCCCCCGAGGCCCGGCCGCUGUCCCGCAAGAGCAGCCCCAGCAGCCCCGCCGUCAGAGACCUGGUGGAGCGACACCAGGCCAGCCUGGGCCGCUCCCAAUCCUUCUCCCACCAGCAGCCCUCCCGCAGCCAUCUCAUGAGGUCGGGCAGCGUGAUGGAGCGCCGGGCCAUCACCCCCCCCGUGGCCUCCCCCGUGGGCCGCCCGCUCUACCUGCCCCCGGACAAGGCCGUCCUGUCGCUGGACAAGAUCGCCAAGCGCGAGUGCAAGGUCCUGGUCGUGGAGCCCGUCAAGUAGACGCCCCCCGCGCCCCCCAAUAACCACCCCCGGUG
Messenger RNA from Ornithorhynchus anatinus (platypus), 1779 nucleotides. It is a transcript of the gene TRAPPC14, whose product is annotated as trafficking protein particle complex subunit 14. Lineage: Eukaryota; Metazoa; Chordata; Mammalia; Monotremata; Ornithorhynchidae. The record is from RefSeq and is a predicted model, not a curated record. The coding region runs from base 35 to 1744 and encodes 569 amino acids. Gene Ontology annotation, molecular function: alpha-tubulin binding. Gene Ontology annotation, cellular component: TRAPPII protein complex. Gene Ontology annotation, biological process: cilium assembly. The transcript is spliced from 11 exons.